Lolium perenne is the source of this 1318-nucleotide messenger RNA. RefSeq names its product cycloeucalenol cycloisomerase. Gene Ontology annotation, molecular function: cycloeucalenol cycloisomerase activity. Lineage: Eukaryota; Viridiplantae; Streptophyta; Magnoliopsida; Poales; Poaceae. The record is from RefSeq and is a predicted model, not a curated record.
UCCUUCAGUUGGGGUGUCCGUCAGUCAUCAUCAGUGGAGCGCACUUCCGCCAACGCCGAAUUGCGAUCUUCCCGCCGUCCGCCGCAAACGCACGCAGCAUCAGUCACCGGCGGCAGCGAGCCCAGGGCUAACAGCGCGACCGGACGAUGACAGCUGUCCGGCGGCACGCGGGCGCGAAGCCCAGGGGCGGCGCCGCGGGGAAGAACCCGUGGCUGGCGGCGGACGGGAGCAAGCGCUGGGGGGAGACGUUCUUCCUGCUCUACACCCCCUUCUGGCUCACGCUCUGCCUCGGCGUCGUCGUCCCCUUCAAGCUCUACGAGAGGUUCACGGAGCUGGAGUACUUGGUUCUCGCAUUGGUGUCAACCCUGCCUGCUUUUCUCCUCCCUCUGUUCUUCGUAGGGAAGGCGGAUAGUAUUAGAAGCUUGAAAGAUCGUUACUGGGUCAAGGCUAAUGUUUGGAUCAUGAUUUUCAGUUAUGUUGGCAACUACUUUUGGACACAUUACUUCUUCACAGUUCUUGGUGCGUCAUAUACUUUUCCAUCAUGGAGGAUGAAUAAUGUACCCCAUACUACAUUUCUUCUGGCUCAUUCCUGCUUCUUAUUGUAUCACAUGGCAUCAAAUAUGACACUUCGUAGAUUGCGUCACACUACAGCUCAUCUGCCACAGUCUGUUCGGUGGUUCUUUGAUGCUGCAUGGAUUUUAGCAUUCUCAUACUUUUUUGCCUACUUGGAGACUCUAGCCAUUACAAAUUUUCCGUACUAUGAAUUCGUUGAUCGGGACGCAAUGUACAAAGUUGGAUCAAUGUUUUAUGCAAUAUACUUCCUUGUCAGCUUUCCAAUGUUCGCAAGGAUCGACGAAAAAGCAGAGAAGUGGGACCUUGGCAGGGUAGCCGUCGACGCUCUCGGUGCAGCAAUGCUCGUCACGAUAAUACUCGACCUGUGGCGCAUAUUCCUGGGGCCAAUCGUACCCAUACCUGAAUCAAAACGGUGCGGCCAGCCGGGGCUUGCAUGGUUCUAGGUGCAGAACGAAAGCGUCUAGUUCAUAAACGCCGUGGAUUCCUCUUUCUUGUGUGUACCGCCGACCGUACGGCGCUGCUGUUGUUCUGCAAGACUGUCCACUUCUGCAUUGGAGAUGGAAAUUACUGAGCGAAGGCGUGAUUCUUGUCGAUGGAUGAACUCAUUGUUUGCAUGUACUAAUAGUAUUUUCUUCAUGGUCAUAGCCCCAUAGCCGACUGGUCGUAGAUAUUAAGCUGGAUAUUCGAACUCUUGUCGUAGGAUGCAUGCACAUCAGGCAAAUGAAUAAGCUUUUUCUUUUGUUUU